Molecule: messenger RNA, 954 nt
Organism: Schistocerca americana (American grasshopper)
Lineage: Eukaryota; Metazoa; Arthropoda; Insecta; Orthoptera; Acrididae
Product: matrix metalloproteinase-27-like
Exons: 1
Coding region: 1-954 (317 amino acids)
Biological process (GO): extracellular matrix organization; collagen catabolic process; proteolysis
Cellular component (GO): extracellular matrix
Molecular function (GO): zinc ion binding; metalloendopeptidase activity
Source: RefSeq, a predicted model, not a curated record
AUGAAGUAUUUAAAUGAUUAUGGUUACUUGGAUAUUCCAGAUAAUGAAAAUAGUAAAGUAAGUGAUGAUGCAUUUAGAGAAGCAUUAAUGUUAUUUCAGUUAACAUAUAAUCUUGAGAUAAGUGGUGAAUUAAGUGACGAUACUUUAAAUUUUAUGAACAUGCCUAGAUGUGGUGUAAAAGAUGAAUUUGGUAGCUAUAGAACUAGUUUGUAUAAAUGGAAUAAGAAACAUUUCAAGUGGCAUUAUAAAGGUGCUACUAAAAAGGUAUUACAUGUAGCAGAAGCAGCAUUUAAUUUAUGGCAAAAAUAUAUUGAUAUUCAGUUUCAUCAUGAUAGCAAUAAUCCUGAUAUCUUAAUUACAAAUAAAAGACAAAAACAUAGGUUUGAAAUUAGUAAAAAUACCCAUUGUUCAAGAGAUUUAGAUAGAAAAGUUAAUGUGUUAGGACAUGUAUUUUUUCCAGAUAUGAAUAAUAAUCCUGUAGAAAUACAUAUUGAUGAUGAUGAAUUGUGGUACUUGGAAACUGAUGGAAAUACACCAAAAUAUCAAACGAAUCUAUUUGAAGUGUUAGUGCAUGAAAUUGGUCAUACAUUAGGUUUACGACAUUCAGAUGAUUAUGGUUCAAUAAUGUAUGCAUACUAUAAUGGAUCGCAUUUAGAAUUAUCUCAAGAUGAUAUUGAUGCUAUUCAAAGUUUAUAUGGUAAAAUAUCACAACAAACUACUACACCAAAAAUAAGUGUAAAAAUACCUACACCAUCUACAGCAAUUGAACCAGCUGAAUCAUUACGUGGAAUUAAACAUUUCGAUUACUUACUGUUCGCAAAUGUAAUGUUAUAUACAUUUUAUCAGAAAUGGGUAUGGAUUGGUGAUGAAACCGUAAUUAAUAAACAACUGGUUAAACUUCUUACCACAAGAUUUACAAAAAGUAAAUGGGAUAUUUCAAAGACCUGGUGGUGA